GUUUGAAAAUACCCGCAAUUUGUGAAUUAGAGUCCACCCUAAUUAGUGAAUUGAAGAUUCUCAAUUUUCCCAGAGUUCAAAAUGGCUGGCACUACUCCUGUUGAGGUCUUGCCAGCAGCCGGUGCAGCAGCAACUCCUGCUCUUCAGCAACAACAAGCUCCAUGGAACAAGUGGGGAAUGUUGAAGGCAUUUGCUUUCCGUCUCCUUACAGCUUAUUUUGUCAUCAACUUGUUUCGCCGUCCAUCACCUAGCCAAGUGAACCCAGGAAAAACAGUUGUCCCAGCUACCAAUCUCUAUGAAUCAGGUUCUUCUAUGGAAUUAUAUGUUUAUUUGAGUGAAAAUGCAACUUUCCAUUCAUUCAAUGACUCGAAUUCUUUGUUUUGGCAUGAACCAAAUAUCAUCUAUGGAGAUUGGAACAGUGGACCCAACGGAGACGGUUCGUAUUCGAAAAUCAGUGAAAUUCAAUGUAGCCAGUUUCCCAGCCUAAUGUCUAAUGGUUCCUUGUACAUACACGUAUAUCUUGUCAAACCCGGCUUCUCCCCUGAUCCUAAUACAGGCAACAAUUAUUCAUUGAGGUACACCAUAUACAAAUCAAAGAUGUUAACCCGUUAUAAACGUCGUCGUCUAUCUCGCACAACUAACCUGAUCACAGGCCAAACAGAUACACAUCCAGACUUAAUAGCUAAUUCAUCUACACCAUCCAAUGUACAAUACUUACCUCCUGUUACUCAUUGGCAUCCAAACUUGACCAUUCACUUAGUUGACGAUCACUCUCCUUGGAUGAAAGGUUCUGUUCCGAUGCCACUAGAUCAAUUUAUAGAAUUUUAUUCACCAACUAAUGAAUAUUAUCCUGUUGUGUAUCUGAAUGACUACUGGAACUUACAUGAAGAUUAUAAACCAGUGAAUGAGACUACACCUGUAUUGCCGAUACACAUAACUUUUUCACCAUUGUCUUUGUUCAAGUGGCAGUUGUAUGCUGCACAGACAGCAAAGAAAACAUGGUUCAAUCAAAUGAUGGCCACUUCCAUGUUGCAGCCAGAAAAUGAGAAUGAUGAAGAGCAAGACACAAUCAAGAAAGCUCUAGUCGAAACAAACCCAUGGCUAUUGGCUGUAACAGUCGUCGUUUCAAUUGUGCAUAGUGUUUUUGAACUACUAGCAUUUAAAAAUGAUAUACAGUUUUGGAAAACAAGAGAAUCGUUAGAAGGUCUUUCAGUCCGUUCAGUAUUUUUCAAUGUUUUCCAGUCGUUUAUUGUUGUACUGUAUGUACUUGAUAAUGAUACAAAUUUCGUCAUAAAAUUGUCUGUUGUUUUGGGGUUGUUAAUCGAGAUUUGGAAAAUCAAAAAAGUGCUCAGUAUAAAGGUGAGCUACGAUUCGUUGAUAUUCAACAUAUUCCCCCGUGUUCAAGUGGAUUAUCAGGCAUCGUAUGUAGAAAGUGAUACUAAGAAAUAUGAUCAGAUGGCUUUUCGAUAUUUAUCCUGGAUUUUAUUUCCACUGCUAACGGCUUAUUGUGGAUAUUCACUUCUAUAUGAGGAACAUCGUGGUUGGUACUCCUGGAUAUUAUCUGUGUCCUAUGGUUUCUUACUAACUUUUGGUUUAUUAUGAUGACCCCACAGCUGUUUAUUAAUUAUAAAAUGAAAUCCGUUGCCCAUCUCCCUUGGAGAAUGUUGACAUACAAAGCACUGAAUACAUUUAUUGAUGAUCUUUUCGCAUUUGUAAUUCGAAUGCCUACUCUAUACCGCAUUGGAUGUUUACGUGACGGUAUAAAACUAUGAUCUUGAAGUAUCUUAGCUGUUAACAACUCAUCUGCAUGGUUUGAUGUUUAAUCAUCUAUCGAUAACUGUAUAGUCACCGUCUGUUGAAUCUUAAAAUCUCCGUGUUUUGCAUUAUUGGAUCAAUUUUUCAAGCCUUUAAAUAGUAACUUCUGUGCUCGUCAAGCUUUGAAUAAUAACAUAUAAAUCAAUGUUUUCGUACAGAAAUUCAUGCAUUUUGUAGUAUUUUAUCUUUGAAAAACAGAAUGAAAAAUGGAUAUAAUUGUUGACCGUAGAAAGUCUAAGUAAUCAGCACACUUUUAGUGUGCAUAACUUCUCAAUCGUUAACCUGUUUUGUUAACUGUGGCAUUGAAUUCACCUUUGUUUUACUAUUUCCAUAGAUAUAAUAUUUUUCAUUUAUUUGUACCAACGCUGGAUAUAUCCAAUGGAUCCAAAUCGCGUUAAUGAGUUUGGAGUUAGCAAGGAAAUGCUUGAUGCUCAUUCUAGGAAUAAGUUGGAACAAGUGGACGGCAACGGUGAUUUACCUGCCCUUUUCGAUUCCCUACACUAACAAUAACCUCAUCCGAUAAUGAUGAAGAGUGUCGGGGUGAGAUUAUAUCAGUACGUAAACGAAAAAAUUCAGGUUCGGUCGUAAAAUGAAUUUCUGAAACGAAAGAGACUGUUUUCUUUCUCUGCUCUUUAUACUUAACUUUUGCUUAUUCUUCUGAUGAAAAUUUUGUUUUGUUGUCCAUGGAGUGUUCAGUAUAUCUUGGUUUUAAACUUCCGUUUCUGUUCCUUGAAAUGUUUCAAAACCAAAUUGCCCUAGUCGCAAUUCAAACCCGUUAACAUUAGGUUAAUUUUUCCCGGGAACGAACUGUCCGUUUGUAUAUUAUACUCGUACACGUAGUCUAGCAAAAUUAGCUAUGUAAUAUAUUGAAGCGUUCAAGUAUACAUUAGUAUGAUUACUUUUACAGAAUAAUAUAACUUAUCUGCAGUGAUUUACCGGAGCACUGCUUGUUAUGAUUCAUUAUUGACGUAUCUUCCUUCUGUUGACCUCCAUCUAUACGUUGACCACUUUUUUUUACUAUUGUUGUUUGUUAUACUCUUUCCCAUGAAAUAUUUCAUUGUUAUUCCGAAGCAUACAAUUCAGAUGAAACUUAUUUUAUAUCCUAUCAUCACCGUAAAUAAAGUAACUGUCUUCAUGCCCUUCUAAUAGUGGGAAGUGCAUUUUGUUCUCAUUUUUCUGUUUUGUUGCUGUGUAAUUCUUUUCUCAAUAAAUAAGGUGCUUUUUUCCCUUGUUCUACUAGACAUAUGAAGCGUUUGUUUAUAAUUUGUUUGUACAUGAUUAAAAUACAUAAAUCAUGCUGCUCAU
Heterobilharzia americana is the source of this 3120-nucleotide messenger RNA. Lineage: Eukaryota; Metazoa; Platyhelminthes; Trematoda; Strigeidida; Schistosomatidae. The record is from the annotation of a GenBank genome assembly.